This is a messenger RNA of Haemonchus placei, 693 nucleotides long. NCBI's taxonomy places the organism in Eukaryota, Metazoa, Nematoda, Chromadorea, Rhabditida, Trichostrongylidae. The record is from the annotation of a GenBank genome assembly.
AUGGAUUACAAAGAGCAACAGACACAAGAAAUUGAAGCUCUUCAAGCGAUAUACCAAGAAGAAGAACUGGAAGUUACAUGCAAUCAAUAUCCGAAUAUUUCAUUGCGGGUCAAUCUCAAGUCAAACCAGGAGAAUGAGUGUGCCUGCGAUUUUGAUGUCGCUCUAGUUAUGCAAUUACCAGAAACGUAUCCGGAUGUUAUUCCACGGAUAUCACUGGAAGGACUUGAUGAUAUUUUCACGGAUGAUCGGGUGCAGCAAGCUGUUCAUAAGUUAGAAGAGGAAGCAUCCAAUAAUCUCGGGAUGGUCAUGGUCUUUUCAAUUGUCAGUGCCUUACAGGAUGAAAUAGGCGUUUUGUUGGAAGAAAAGAAGAAAGAAUUAGAAAAGAAAGUUGAAGAAGAGAAAGAAAAAGCUGAAGCUGUGCUGAGGAAAAAGUUCGAAGGAACUCCUGUUACGCCUGAUUCUUUUCGAGCUUGGAAAGAAAAGUUUGAUAAGGAGCGGAAGGCACUCGUUGAAAAGAAGGAGAAGGAACGUGAAGCUGCGUUAGCUGGUAAACUGACCGGACGACAAUUAUUCUUGAGGGACGCCACGCUGAACCUUUCCGAUGUAGCGCUUAUCGAACAAAGUGUCGAAAUAGACGAAUCAUUGUUCGAUGAGGAAAUCGAUGGUCUCGAUAUCGAUUCGGAUGAGGACUAG